AUGAUAAAGAAAAAAGACAAAGAUAGAAAUGCUUUUGAAUGCAUUGAAAUGGAUGAAAUAAAAAAAAUACAUGAAAAAGAAUUUGAAGAUAAUUCAGAAAAUUAUAAAUUAAGUUUUAAUGAUUUAAGUCAAUAUUCUCCAAGUCCCGUAAGUAAACAAUCUCUUUUAGAUGAAAACAAAAUAAUUGAUAAUAAGUUAUUUGAAAGUAUGAGCAAUGCAAAUGAUAAUUUAAAAAAUGAUGAAAUAAAUUGGUUUGAUGAUAAUGAAAUAGAUGAUGAAAAAUAUAAUAUAUUAAGCACAGAAGAAAAACUCUCUAAUUUAUUAAUAGGAGAAAAUUCUCCAACUUUAUGGUGUAGCAAUAAUGCUAAUGUAGUAUAUAAAAAUAUUAGUAAUUGUAUUAAUAAUUCAAAUGAUAAAAAUUUACUAAAUGAGUCCAACUCAAAUUAUAAACAUAUAUUAAAUAAUAAUGAUAAUAUAAAUGAUAAUAACAUAAUAAAUGAAAAUAAUUCAGGUGAUAAUAAUAUAAUAGAUGAAAAUAAUUCAAGUGAUAAUAAUAUAAUAAAUGAAAAUAAUUCAAGUGAUAAUAAUAUAAUAAAUGAAAAUAAUUUAAGUGAUAAUAAUAUAAUAAAUGAAAAUAAUUCAAGUGAUAAUAAUAUAAUAAAUGAAAAUAAUUCAAGUGAUAAUAAUAUAAUAAAUGAAAAUAAUUCAAGUGAUAAUAAUAUAAUUAAUGAAAAUAAUUCAAGUGAUAAUAAUAUAAUUAAUGAAAAUAAUUCAGGUGAUAAUAAUAAAAUAAAUGUAAAUAAUCCAAAUGAUAAUAAUAAAAUAAAUAUAAAUAUUUUAAAUGAUGAUAAUAUAGUAAAUAAAAAUGUUUUUAGUGAUAAUGAUAUAAUAAUUAAAAAUAAAUUAAUCUAUAAUAACUCAUUAAAUGUAGAUAAUAUUAAAGGUGAAAAUCACAAUGAUGACAAUGAAAAUUUAAAAAACAAAGAAAAAGAUUACGAUGAAAAAAAAAUUCAUAAUGAAGAAAAGGAAAAAGAAAAUGAAAGUGAGGAAGAAAAAAAAAAGAAAACAGAAAUGAAAGAAAAUAAAUUUAAUAACAAAAUUGAUGUCUAUUUUGAUAAAAAUUAUGAUACGAAAAAAAAAGUAUUUAAUAAAAGUAAAUUAUCACAGGAAAAUUUUUAUAUUCUUCCCAAUGACCAAAGUACUUCCUGUAAAAAUAAUAAUUCUUUAACAAAAAGUUUAUCGGAAAUAAAUGAUAAAAAUACGGAAAAAUUAUAUAAUGAAUCUAAAUUAAAUUAUUAUUUUGACUACAAAAGAGAAAAGGAAAAUCUUAAUAAAAUUAUGAAAGAGAAAAAAAUAUAUAGUAAUUCUAAAGAUGAAGAAAAUCUUUCUUUUGAAAAAAGAGAAACACCAUUAAAAAAAGGUUGUGGAGAAAGUAAGUGUAGUAACACUAAUUUAGAACAACUAGAAGAAAAUGAAAUGCAAGAAGAAGAAAAAUUAUAUAAAAAUAUGAAAGAAUUAAAAACAUAUCCUAACUUAACAAAUAUGGGAAUAAAUUAUAAGAAUGAAUCUUCAUCUAAAAAUGAAAUACAUAAAAAUUAUAAUGAAUUAAAUAAUAGCAAUAAUUAUUAUCCAAAAAAAAAAGAUUCUAGUAAUUCCAUUUCUCAUGAUAAUAAAAAAACAAAAUUAAGUUCAGAAGAAUUUUAUUUUAAUAAUAAAAUGAAAAGAGAUUACAGUUCAUCAGACAAAGAAGUGCAUAAUGAAACAACUAUAAGCAAUAUGAAAAACAUUAUAAGCAAGAUAGAAGAAUCAGUUGAAAAAAAAAAAAUUAAAAAACAGUUGAUAGAUGAUUACGAAAAUAUAUUUAAUAGGGAAGAAAAGAGUUUAAGUGAAAGUAAAAAUGAAGAGGAAGAGGAAGAGCAUGCUAGUGCUCCAAUGAAUAAUUUUAUUACUUUAUCUUCUAAAAUGAAUCAUAUAGAAAAACACAAAUUAAAAAGGCCAAUUCUCUAUAAUUCUUUUAAAAAAUAUAACACUUAUAAUUAUGUAUAUAAACAUAUUUCUUCAUUAAGUAAUAAUAAUAAUUUGGAAUUUUUUUUAAAAAAAAAAGUGUAUAGUAGUAAUAAUUUAUAUAACAUAAAAAUUCCCAUAAGAAAAUGUUUAAGAACCUUUAAAAAUUUUAAUCGAAUGAUUGUUAAAAAUAAAAAAUAUUUUUUAUCUGAAAAAAAAAGUAGAGAAAAAAAUUCAUUUGAUAUGUAUAAUAAGGACUGUUAUAUUGAUAAUUCAAGUAAGGAAAUAUAUGAAAAGGAAGAAAAAAAUACACAUAAAACUAAUAAAAAUAUAUCGAAUAAAGUAAAUGCAGAUAUAUUAUUUGAAAUGAAUAAGGAAAGUUUUAAUCAAAUAAAUAGAAAAAAAAUUUAUAGAAAUUACAAACAUGCCUCAGGAGAAUAUGAAUUUAAUGAUAAAAGUGAAAAUUUUUAUGAUAAUCUUGAUGUAAUGAGUAAUAACAAAGAGAAGUUUUAUCAUAGGACUUCAGAUAUAUCUAAAACAAAAGUUAAAGAACUAGAGAAAAAUAGUAUAUUUGAUUCCAGGGAUAGAAUAAGGGAUUAUUUAAUUAGUAAAAGAAACUUUACAAAAGAAAAUAAUAGUAUUAGUAAUAAUAAUAAUAUAAAUAAUAAUAAUAUUGAUAAUGAUUUAUUAAAUAGCAUAAAUGAGGAUAAAACAUAUGAUUUCAGUAAAUAUAAGCAGAUGCAUAUGAAUAAGAAUGAUAUAAAAGGCAUAAGCGAAUGUAUGAUAGGAAAAAAAGAAAAAGAUACAAGUAGAAUAUUAAAUUGUGAGCAGGAAAAUAAUGAAAUGAAAAAAGACAAAAAUGAAGAAGAAAGAAAGGAAGAAAAAGAAACAGAAGAAAAAAAAGAAAUAAUAAUAAAAGAUGCAGAUUACAACAAGGGAAAUGAAGAAUUUACAAAUAAAGAACAAACUGGAGUGACAUUUAAAAGAGAGAAAAGCAGCAAUGAAAUAGGUACAGUGAAAAAUGAAGAAACUGAAAAAAAUAAAAAUAAUAGUAUUAAGGAAAAAGAAAAUAAUAAUGAAAAUGAAGAAAAAAAUAAAGAAGGCGAUGCUACUCCACUUGUAAAUAAAGUAAAAAGAAGAAUAAUAGAUUGUAAAAAUGAUAAAUUAAAGUGGGGAACCACUCAAGUAAUUAUUGAUAUUGAUGAUACAAUAAGAUCAAGUGGUGGAUAUAAGUUUUUUAAUUAUGCAUUGGGUGGAGUUGAUGCACAAUAUCAAAGAGGAGAAACCUAUCCAGGAUCUUUUCAAUUUAUUUUUGAAUUAGCUAUGAAUAAAUUAUCGGCAGAAUCUAAGCCACUUUUAUUAUCUGUUUUAACAGCUAGAAUUCCUCAAGUUCCUAUAACCGAAGAUUCAUAUUUAAAUAAAAAGUUUAAUGAAGUAGCUGAAAGGAGAGGAAUCAAAAACUGGGGUAUCGACUGUGAAAAUAAAACAUUAUAUUCGACCUUAAAAGAAUGGGUAUGGAAUGAAACGAGAGGAGAAAAAAAAUUUUUUAAUUUUAAACAGUUGCAUAAAUAUGUAAUUCAACAAAAUUCUGUUGUGAGAUAUAUUUGGAUUGGUGAUACAGGAGAUAUGGAUAAGCAAGCAGGUGAAAUGAUGAUAAAAACGUUUCCUCAAAGAAUUAGAGCGGUUUUUUUACACCAUGUAAAGGGAAAGGAUGAUAAUACUUUAUUACCAAGUGAUUACUUUAUUAAAUCAGUCCCUGUUUUUUUUUUUCGAACAUAUAUUGGUGCGGCAACUAAAGCUCAUGCAUAUAAUUUAAUUGAUAAAAAGGGAUUAACAAGAGUUUUAGUUCAAGCCGUUUUAGACUUAGAAAAAAGUAAAGUUCCUGCAGAUUCAUCUAAAUGGGAAGACUUAAUAAAGGAUAUUAUUUUAAGUAAUGCUGUGGAUGAAUUAGACAAAUAUAAUGCUGAAACAGUUAAUAGAACAAAAAAGAUUAUAGCUCAAAAAAUGAAAGAAAUUUCAGAGAGAAAACUACAAUUUAUCAGUUAA
Molecule: messenger RNA, 4050 nt
Organism: Plasmodium relictum
Lineage: Eukaryota; Apicomplexa; Aconoidasida; Haemosporida; Plasmodiidae
Product: conserved Plasmodium protein, unknown function
Exons: 1
Coding region: 1-4050 (1349 amino acids)
Source: RefSeq, a predicted model, not a curated record